AUGGUUGCUACAAGUGACUAUGGUGACUUCCACAAAAUGGUUAAGCGUUAUGUCAUGACAUCCACGCUGGGUAGUUCUGGCCAGAAACAAUAUAGGGACACAAGAAACAUGAUGGUUGACAACACAUUGAACACUUUCCACACAUUGUUGACCGAUGAUCCAAAUUCUCCUCUGAACUUCCGGGAAGUCUUCAAGCAUGAAUUAUUUCGCUUAUCCCUGAUUCAGGCUUUAGGUGAGGAUGUGAGUUCAGUCUACGUGGAAGAGUAUGGGAAGGUUAUAUCAAAGGAGGAAAUUUACCAGGCCACUGUGGCUGACAUGAUGAUGUGUGCAAUUGAGGUCGACUGGAGGGAUUUCUUCCCAUACCUCAGCUGGAUUCCAAAUAGGAGCUUUGAAGAAAGGGUACUGACUACGGAAGCUAGGAGAACUACAGUGAUGCAAGCCUUGACCAAUCAGCAAAAGCAAAGAAUUGCACGUGGAGAGACUAGGAAAUCCUACCUGGACUUCCUGCUGGCAGAGAAUACACUGACUGAUGAACAGUUACUAAUGCUGGUGUGGGAGGAAGUCAUAGAAGCUGCUGAUACUACUUUGGUCACGACCGAGUGGGCCAUGUAUGAGAUUGCGAAGCACCCAGAAAAACAGGAAUACCUUUAUCAAGAAAUCCAAAAAGUCUGCGGCAAUAAGACAGUUACCGAGGAUCACCUGCCCGAGUUACCCUACUUGAACGCGGUGUUCCAUGAGACCCUGAGGCGGCAUUCUCCAGUUCCAUUAGUGCCUCCAAGAUUUGUCCAUGAGAAUACCAACUUGGCUGGCUAUGAAGUUCCAGCCGGCACUGAGAUGGUCAUCAAUCUGUACGGAUGCAACAUGAACAAAAGCGAUUGGGCCGAACCUGAGGAAUGGAAGCCAGAGAGGUUUCUGGACGGGAGGUUUGAGGCUGCAGAUAUGUACAAGACCAUGGCCUUUGGUGCAGGAAGGAGGGUCUGUGCUGGCAGCAUGCAGGCGAUGAACAUCACGUGCACAGCCAUCGCCAGGUUUGUGCAAGAGUUUACCUGGAGGCUCAAGGAAGGUGACGAGGACAAGGCUGACACCAUCCAUCUUACAACCAACAGUCUUUACCCAUUGCAUGUGUACCUCACACCUAGAGGAAGGAAAUGA
Molecule: messenger RNA, 1152 nt
Organism: Miscanthus lutarioriparius
Lineage: Eukaryota; Viridiplantae; Streptophyta; Magnoliopsida; Poales; Poaceae
Source: the annotation of a GenBank genome assembly